AUGAAUAUUGAUUCCAGCUUAUCACCAACAAAUAAAGAUUCCACACAUAUGAAUACAUCUUCAAAUUUGAAUAUGAUGCAAACAGCUAUAUCUCAUCAUGAACAAUAUCAAUCAAUCAAUGAUGAUCUUUUUCCAACAUCAAAUGAUGCUUCAUCAUCAGUUAAUAAUAUGAUAUCAUCAAUAACAUUUUCUAAGUCAAUUACAAAUUCAAUGCUUGAUUAUAAAUAUCCAUGGAUGAGACCAGAAUUUAAUUUUGAACAUAAACGUAGUCGAACAGCUUUUACAAGUCAUCAACUACUUGAAUUAGAAAAAGAAUUUCAUUGUAACAAAUAUUUAACAUGUUUGCGACGAAGUGAAAUGGCUCGUACUCUUCUAUUAACUGAACGACAAAUUAAAAUUUGGUUUCAAUCUCGUCGAUUGAAAUGGAAAAAUGACAUGUUUAAAUCACGUAAUCAUCCACAACAUGUGGAACUUGAAGCAAAUGCAACAAAUCAUAGUCGAAAUCAUCAUUCAUAUGCUGCAUGA
Molecule: messenger RNA, 525 nt
Organism: Rotaria sp. Silwood2
Lineage: Eukaryota; Metazoa; Rotifera; Eurotatoria; Philodinida; Philodinidae
Source: the annotation of a GenBank genome assembly